Messenger RNA from Geodia barretti, 1051 nucleotides. NCBI's taxonomy places the organism in Eukaryota, Metazoa, Porifera, Demospongiae, Tetractinellida, Geodiidae. The record is from the annotation of a GenBank genome assembly.
GCGUGUUUCGAAACCAGCGGCAAAACACAGGAGGGCAAAGUUCAAUGCGCAUAACCACCGCGCAUGCGUGCGCAUACUAUACAACUACUAUGUCGAACACGCACGUGAACAAAAGAACAUCCAGACAGAGCAUUUAUUGAAGCAUGUGACCUCCGCCUACACUGAAAUUAUCAUUGAAACAAGUGGAUGCAGUAGCUACCUAUGCUACCUCUAGCUACCUCCAACUGAAGUUUGUUGUUGCUCUGAAUGGCCAAACUCUGCAAUAGUUAUCCACCACUAACCGUGGUAGGCAACAGAGUCCUUCAAGCAGAGACAGAUGCACAGAAAACUCCAGUGGCAGUUCACCUGUAUCAACAAGGUACUCACGGAUAUGGUGGAAUUACCUCACCUAUAACAACACAACCGGAAAAGAAGGGUGAGAAACGGCCAGUUUUGCCAAAGAUAAACAUAUUUCCAAAGAAACCAGACAACUACCGAUGGUACUCCCUGUUUGUCCUUUUCUGCUCUUGCUUUUUGUGCGGGCUUGUUGCUCUCAUUUACAGUUUCAAGGUGGAUGAAGCCUACAAAAGAGGUGACAUAGUUGCUGCCCGCUCAGCCUCAGAGAGAGCCAGGAAAUGGAGCUACUUUGGAGUUCUCUGUGGAAUCAUGGACUUUGUGAUCAUGGCAGCAAUUUGGUUGAUCAUCUUGUACGGCGUCUGGCGAAUACAGCAGUGAAGGCUAGCUGAUGAUUAAGAUAGCCUUUGUGUCUGUCAGUGAAGAGUUGACUUUGAAUUUUUAUACCUCAAUGUUUAUAUUAUACAGAAAUCAUUGUUUGAAGACAUAGUUGAAGACAAGCCAGUAAAUUAUUAUGUGAGGGGGUCAGGGCACCCAAAGGUUUCAGACUCAAAAAAUACAAAAUGUUCAAUCACGGAAACUGCCUUUUAUAUAUUAUAACAUGGUCUGCUCAUUUGUCUCCGUGAAUGUGGGUGUUUGUGGUUUUUGUUUUAUGUCACUAUAUUAUAGUUCAAGCCAUUGCUUUCACAGAACUGUUUCAGAGAGAAAUAUUUCACUC